AUGGACACACAAGCAGGAAUAUCUCAGAAGGACAUCUAAUGUUAUCCCCGGAUUGUGACAUAAAAGAUAAUGACAGUAGACAGGAUUCUCCAGGAGAUAACGCCAUUACCCCAAUUAUACAUCCAGCUCUAUCAGCUGGUCCCACUGAUCCUGGGAAAUGUUCUCCUGAUCACUCUGAUAUUGGUGCAUCUGUUCCAGCUCUGACAGUAGAUACAGAGUUUUUCUGUUCUAUAGAUGCCAAAUGUUUUACACAGAACACAAAACCUAUUACCGCACACACAGGUAAGGCAGGUGAGAGGCCACUGAAAUGUUCAGAGUGUGGGAAAUGUUUUACAUACAAAUCACAACUUGUUAUACAUCAGAGAAGUCACACAGGUGAGAGGCCAUUUUCUUGCUCUGAGUGUGGGAAAUGUUUUAUCCUGAAAUCACAACUUGUUACACAUCAGAGAGGUCACACAGGUGAGAGGCCAUUUCCAUGUUCUGAGUGUGGGAAAUGUUUUGUAUGCAAAUCAGAUCUUAUUCUACAUUACAGAAGUCACACAGGUGAGAAGCCAUUUUCUUGCACUGAAUGCGGGAAAUGUUUUGCACAAAAAUCACCUCUUGUUACACAUCAGCGAAGUCACACAGGUGAGAAGCCAUUUUCUUGCUCUGAGUGUGGGAAAUGUUUUAUCCAGAAAUCACAACUUGUUAAACAUCAGAGAAGUCACACAGGUGAGAAGCCAUUAGCAUGUUCUGAGUGUGGGAAAUGUUUUGCAUGCAAAUCAGAUCUUGUUCUACAUCAGAGAAGUCACACAGGUGAGAAGCCAUUUUCUUGCACUGAAUGCGGGAAAUGUUUUGCACAGAAAUCAUCUCUUGUUCUACAUCAGCGAACUCACACAGGUGAGAAGCCAUUUUCUUGCUCUGAGUGCGGGAAAUGUUUUAUACGGAAAUCACAACUUGUUCCACAUCAGAGAAGUCACACAGGUGAGAGGCCAUUUCCAUGUUCUGAGUGUGUGAAAAGUUUUGCACACAAAUCAGCUCUUGUUACACAUCGGCGAAGUCACACAGGUGCGAAGCCAUUUUCUUGCUCUGAGGGCGGGAAAUGUUUAGAAUUCACAACUUGUCACACAGGUGAGAAGCCAUUUCCUUGUUCUGAGAAAUAAAUCAGCUCUUGUUGCACGCAAUAGACAUCACUCAGGUGAGAAACCAUUUUAGUCUUCUGGAGUAUACUAAUUGCCAUGCAUUCAAGGUUCUUCUCCUAUCUCCUAUGCUUUUUGCAAUAUACAUGCUACCACUGCUAUGUCGAUGACCUGUCUCUUGCUCCGGGUACUGAGAACCCACUACCAAUCCUAAAUGGUUGUCUAGCUGAGCUCCAUCUGUGGGUGAUGCCAGUUGGCUGUGACUCAGUCCUGGUGAAACAGGUCUUUAUGGUAGAAGCUCACCAACAAACGGCAGGGCUACAGCUCAGCUUUGUUACCAACCAUACUUAAACUUGAGCGUUCAGAGUUACAAAAUGCUGAUCCUUUGUGGAAUCUUGGUGUCCUGGUUAGUGGAGUGACACUUAGACAUCAGUAUCUGCCAAAAUCAGAUCCUCAUCUGAGGAACAUAGCCAGACUCCAGCACUUAUUUCCCUCAGAAGAUCUACCUACAGUCAUACAUGUACUUGUAUCAUCACACAUAGACUACUGCAAUGUCCUCUACCUGG
Pseudophryne corroboree (corroboree frog) is the source of this 1684-nucleotide messenger RNA. RefSeq names its product gastrula zinc finger protein XlCGF17.1-like. Bases 39 to 1142 code for a protein of 367 amino acids. The transcript has a single exon. NCBI's taxonomy places the organism in Eukaryota, Metazoa, Chordata, Amphibia, Anura, Myobatrachidae. The record is from RefSeq and is a predicted model, not a curated record.